GCGUGUACCAUAGCCGCCGAGCAGUAUUGCCAUUUAGUUCCCAUACUUUCUGACUGCAACUUGUGUUUUGUUUUAGAACAUACCUACUUAGUUUUAAGCACGGGUUUUUUUUUUUAUUUUUUUUAUUUUUUUUUUAUUUUUUUUAUUUUGGUUGGUUUUUUUUGUUAUCUGUUAAUCAUUUUUUGGCCGCUUUAUUUCAUUACCUGCAUUUAUUAUAAUAUUGAUCAGUGUAAUUUUGAUUCUACAAAUUUAUCUAUUCCCAAUCAACAUUAUAAAUUAUAAAUAUAUAUAUAUAUACACUUAUAUAUAUAUAUAUAUAUAUAUAUACAAAUUAUUUAUUAUUUUAUUAUAUUGUACACAUCAAACCCGUAUGUGUAUACGUUAUAAUAUCCAUUUAUAGGUACGUAUAUAAUAUUAUUUUAUUUAUUUUUAUAUUAUACUUAUACAAUAUUAUUAUUAUUAUUAUGCUAUUUUAAGUUCGUUAUAUUUUUAGUUUUUACGUUAAAACAUUUUGUUAUAUUAUUAUUAUUGUUUAAUUUAUGUUGCACUUUUGUAGACUGUGGGAUUUUUACCGUUUUGAAUAAUCAAAUUAUAAUUUAUUACCUAUAGGUAGGCAUACCCAGAUAUUAUCCUUGUUCUCACUAUACACUGUACACCUAUUAUUUUACACUGCGAUAUAUUACCAAAGGGUAAAUUUUUUUUCGAUUUUAGUUUUCGACCAAAACCAAUACACCAGCAGUAUCUAUAGAAUGUACACAUUAAUCGUAUACUUACUAAUAAACAUAAUAAAAUAAAUGAAGUUAAAGAAAAAUAAAGUAUAUAUAUGUUAAACAUAUAUUUACAGGUUGUCAGUCUAUUUAGUCGUAUCUAAAAACUAUUCAUUUUGUAAGACAAAUAGAUCGAAACCUAAAAUUAUUAAUAAUUUAGCCAUUUAAAACGUUCUCAUCCAACCCGCGGUAGUGCUUAAUAUAUUAUAUUUUUUAAUUUUUAUAUUGAAAUAUAACUAAUUAUCAUACCUAUACCUACACUAUAUUAAUAAUUUGAAAUUAUUACGUAGGCGAAAUUAGCUCAUAUAUUUUUCGGGGUGGGGCUGAAGUAAUGAAGUCUGAUAGACGUCCAUAGAUAUACGUGUAUAAAUACAACAUAUAGUUUGAUAGUUGGACAUUUUUUCGAGAGACAAGAGGGAUUGGGAGGCACGCUUGGAUGAAGGGGGGGGGUUGGUCCAGGGAGCUAUGGUCUCCGAUCCGCCAAAUUCUAGAGGACUCAGUUUUUAUUACAGUAUAUUAUGUGUUUAUUUAUGCAUUUAAUCAUUAACUUGAUAAAAUGAAAGAAAAUAAAUUGAAAUGUUUUGAGAUCAUAAGAAGAAAGAAAUCAGAAGCAGUAUCUAAGGAUUCUAAUGAAAAUAAAUGUUGGAGGAAAUAAGGAGGAGAGAGAACGAAAAAAAGGUGAUUGAAUGCAAUUGCGAAUAUGAGAACGGUGUGUGUAUGCAAGAACGAUGUGGGAGAUAGGGUCAAGUAUAAGUUUAUGACGAGGGUGGCUGGCCCCAAAUAGAAUGAGGGGAUGAAAUCGAGGAAGAAGGAGAAAAAAAAUCAUUACUUUUGUGUUUUUUGUUAUUUUAUUGCUUUUAAUAUUUUUUAUUGGUGACCUUUUAUGGAUGAAAAAACUAUUAGUUCUUUAUAUCAUGUAUUGUUUUAUUAAAACAUAGUAACUAAUGACUGUUUACAAUUUGUUUAUUUUUUUUUUUGAGGAUAUCAUUUAAAAUUUCGACCCUAGAACUUCCAAUUGUGUUAAUUCGAGAUUGAGGAGAGAGUCAGUGCCCCAUUCCACUUUCUCUAAUUGCGUCUAAGUAAUUAUAUAGGUAGUGUUUUAAAUAGUGGUGUAACAAUAUUAUAAUAUUGGUAACUACAUUAAACGAUAAUAAAUUUUUACUUUCUUUUUGAUUUAGUUGUUGACUAUUUAUACUCAUACAUUAAAACAAAUAGGUAGGUUUUAACCACAUUGAUAUACUUAAUUAGAAUUAUUAAAGUUUAAAUCAGCCGCUUCUCUAAGGAAUUUGAGGGGAAUGAUUGUUCCCUCCCCUGUGUGUCAUAUGAUGUUCUAUAUUUAAGUUUAUUGAUGAAAAAUAAUAUUAAUAAUAUAUACCUACUUUAGGUAUAUUCGAAGGAAUUUUAGAUGUUUAAAAAUGUUAUGAUACAAAUUUGAAAACUUUUCCAUACCUUUUCAUUUAUAUGAUUUCGCAACCUAUUUAUUUCUUAAUAGUUUUUAAACCAUCAUAAUAAUAUAACGUAUUACACGUAUAAAUAAUGCUAAAACUAAUUUGCUAGGAUUAGAUAUGAUUGCUAUCACAACUAGGAAUUUCGGGGGAGGGAAAAAAGUUAUUAAUUUUCAAACAAAUUUCUAGAUAGGUUAUUGGGAAAACAAGUUUCUAAAUGAAUGACGUGCAUGAUGUAGGUAACUGUAUGUAUUUAAAAUUACAAAGAAAUGUAUGCAAUUAAAAUAUAGACUAUAACUUACAUUGUUAUACACUAAAUUUCGGGAGAGGAGGUUAUAAUCAUUACCCCUUUUCAAUUUGCAUCGCUAAUGAAAUACCAUUUUUUUUCUUCGGUUUAGGUAAUAUUACACCCAGACAGGAAUCCAGUGUAAAGAUCUGGGGUAAGGAUAGUAAUUGUAGUAUAAAUAACAAUAUAACUAUACUUUUUUCUAAAAGUAUUAACUUAAUUUAAUUAAAUUUUAAAUGAUGAAUCAAAACGUUUUUUUUUUUUUAAAUUGUCACGUUCUAUAGUAUUAUCAGGAUUCCGGUAAAAUUAAAAAAAAAAAAUGGAGACAUUGUAUAUCUGGGGAUAACACAACUCCCUUCACCAACCCCCUUGGAUUAGCCCCUGAUUAUACUAAAACUCACGUGACAUACAAUAUUAUAUAAGUAAAAUAUGGUUUGAAAAGUUCUUGUUUUUAUAUACUAUUUAUAUUAUUCAAAAUUAGUUUAUUAUUGGAUACAAAUUUAAUACAAAUAGUUGUAUUAAAAAUAUGUUCUUAUAAUAUCUAAAUACUCUAAAAAGUUCAAAAAUUGUUAUUAAUUACUUAGAUACAUUGGUCAAAUUGUUUUAGAUUUUGUGCUUGCACAAUAAUUAAAAGUAAUAUGAGUAAUAUUAUAGGUAGGUACAUUAUAAUAUUGCUACAUAAUAUGUUGAUUAUUAGAUAUCAUAAUUAAAAACUAUGGUAUUUAAUUUUCGAAUUUUUUUAAGAAUUUGAGACAAAAUGAAUAUUAUUACUACUUUCAAGAACCAUAGAGAUUAUGGACUAAUAAUUAGUUCUUAAUUACUCCUUAAUUAUUAUAGUACCUAUUUUGUAUAAUAUAUCUUAUAGUACGAAAAAUGACAAAUAUAUUUUAAAGUGAAUCGAUUUGAAAAAAUAAAAUAUCAGCAUCCCAAUUUAUCUGGUAAGAGUAUGUAAAAUCAAUUCCUCCACUAGUCCCACUAUUUAUAACAAUUUCGAAACAAAAUAAAGAUAAAACUUCAAAUAUUAAGUUAAUAGGAAACUUUAUAUACUAUUAUACCUUAAUACCUAUCUUUUAUACAGACGAAACAUUUAAAUUACUUUUAAAUUUAUUGCAAAUGAAAUAUUCAAAAAUAUUCAAAUAUGAACGAGUGUUAAAAAAAGAAAAUACAGUGUUUAUUCGUUUCUCUUUGAAUUAUUUAAAGAAAUAUUAUUAUGCGGGCCAAAAGAAAAAUGUUAAACUAUUGGAAUUUUUUGGUGAUAAAUUUAUUUUUAUGAAUUUCAAAAUAAACAAAGCCCAUGGGUAUUCCUUCAGAAUUUACACUAACUGAUAAACUAUAUUUCAUUUGAAUUAUCUAUGAUUGGACCACGCCUAUACUAUUUCCUUUUUAAAAUAACACAAUCAUUAUGUCUUACAUAAGCAUUUGUAAUACAUCUUGAACAAUGAAUUAUAUUUAAGUAGUAUUUUUUUUAAAUUUUAAAUCAAUGGACAACUUCCAUUACUUAAUAUAAUAAUAUCCACUAAAAAGUAAGUAUAGCUACAGAUAAUGGACAUGAUAUACAACGAAUGGCGGGUAACAGAUUAGGUUAAAACAAAUAAUUUAACUUAUACACAUCUAUAAUAUCAUUCAUUUAUACACAGCUUAGGUCAAGGCGUUUUUUUGUUUUAAACUUUAGACUUAUAAAUUGGCUACAUAGGUUUUUUUUUAUAUUAGGUACUUUGAGAGGACGUUAUACCUGCAUUUUCUAUCUCAGUCCAACUACUAGGUAACAUGCAAAAACAAUGCUUAUGUAGAAUAAGUAAAACUAGCUUAAUUUUGUAGUCCUUAUCUCUGUAAGUACCUAAUAUUUAAUAAUAUGAACACAAAAUAUAUGUGCUUAUUCAUAUUUGACAAUAAAUAAAUUAAAGUUAUUGGGAAUGAAAAAUGCUAUUAAAUUUUUAUAUUUAAUUUGAAACUUGAAUCAAAAUAAACUGAAAGCUAUAUACAGAUUUAAUUUAUAUUCUUACUUGAAAGCAACAAUUUAAUAUAAAAUAUAAUGAUCUUUGAUGACUUCCAGAAUAGAUUUAUAUGCAAGUUCAUGUUUGUAUUAAAAUUUAGAAUAAACGAAUUUGAAUCCAUAAUGAAAUAUGUGCCCAAUUUAAAUCGUGUUUUGUAUUAAAACACAUCGGUUUUAUUUUGUCUAUUAUGAAAUUGUUUGCACAUGUAUAACUUUUUCGUACGAAAUUUUAUUUUAAACUAUUAAAUUAUCACACAGUCUGAUUUAGGCGUAAUAUAAAGUUGAAAAAUUAUAUUUUUAGAAAAAUGUAUUACUCAUAUAUUACAUUUUUUAACAUAUUUAAAAUUAAUUGCAUAAAAAAAAUAAUUAAAAUAGAUAAUAUUUGUAUAGUUUUAUGUGAACUAUAAAUAUAAAGUAAGAGAGAAAAAUAGAUAAAUACAAACUUUGAAUCUUAUCCCCUUUGCAUAUUGCAUUUGAACCCUCUUAUUUGCAUGGUUACAUACUUCGUUCUGGUCACAAUAUGAAAACACAUACAUUCAGAACUUUUUACCGUCUUUUAGUAAUAAAAAAUUAUAAUAUUAUUUUAUUUUCUCACUUCAUUUCUAAAAUUACAAAGAAAAAAAAUUUUCAAAUUUGACAAUGUUGUACAAUCGUUACAAAUUACAAUCAAUUUUUUUUUAUUAACUCACCCAGCAAAAUAUUUUUGGCACAACUUACUACAGUGUUUGCUACGUAAUAUUUCAACGCAUAGUACAAACAAUUAAAAUAGUUAACAAUGUGGCCUACUCAUCAAUGUCCUCAACAACUCUACUAAAACUAAUAAAUUAUACUUAUUUUGAUUUCUUGUCAAUUCAGAAAAAUGUUUUACUUUACUUUUUAUCGUUAUUUUACAAUAUAUAUAUGUAUAUAUUUCCACGAAUAAAUAGUUGACAAUUUCAUUAGAUUUCAUAAUUUCAUAAUAUAAUAUGAAAAGUCCCGAAAAAAUUGAUUAAUAAACACACAACAGUGUGUUAAUCAUCAGAUGAUGCAUAUCCAUGAAUAUAAAAUUUUAUUUUUUUAGAUUUUUUUUAUACUUUUAUUUAUUAUACAUAAAAAGAAUUUUGUUUAUAAAAUAUAUUGAGAUAAAGUGUGAAUAAGUUUUAUUUACGCAACUACUUAGUUUCAGCUUACACUAAUAUCAGGUUGCUGAUAAAUAAUGUUUUAUAGGAAUAUAAUAAUAAUGGAAUAUAGAAUGUUGAAUACUCAAAUUAGUAAAGUAUAAAAAAGUAAAUUAGUAAUUAGUAAAUUAGAAUUUUUAUAAUUUUGUUUUAUGACACACAAAAUAUAUUCCAAAUACAAUCAAAAAUUUUAAUUUUCCCCAAAUUCAACCAUUGGAAUUUCACAAAGUACAGCAAUUAUUAUUUAUAACGAAAUUGUAUUUUCUUAUUAUCCGGAAAAAAUUAAACACUUAAAUAAUAAUGGUUUUGUUAUGUCUUUUAUUUUAAGUUCCUACUUUGACUACAUAAUAUAGAAAUUUAUUAGUAAGUUGCAUGAUGUUUUUUUAUUUCUUCAUAAAUGUUAAUCACAGAUAUAAUGGGGAGCUUUACAGGGACAUUAGAAAUAAUAAUAAUUAUAAAAACCAAACAUUUCACCAAGUUAAUUUUUUAAAUAGAAAUUUUUUGAUAAAAAUACCAAUUAUCAUUUGAAACCUUUUUAAAGAAUCUUUUAAGGUUAUUAUAACUCCAAUGAAUUAAUUGAAUUCAACCAUUAUGUAGGUAUAACUUUUUCCCAUUAAAUUAUUAAACAUUUAUUUUUACUACUCAAAAAGUAUUUUCGGAAGCUUUGUACCUAAAGAUAAUAGCUUUCGUUACAUCUAAACAUAUAUACGGUAGUGUAGGUUACUGAUUUUAAAUAUAAAUAUUCAGUAGGUAUCUACUAUCUUUAUUAAUAUUAGUAUUGGUGCUUUCAUUUCAUUGAAUAUUAAAAGUUUUAUUAAAAGGAAUUGCCCAUAAAUUUUGAUAAAAACAUGAAAUUAAAAAAAAAAAAAUUUGAAAACACUUAUAAAUAAUUAAUUGUGAGUUUCUAAUUAUUUUACGUAAUAAACGCAUCUGUAUGAAAUGUUUGAAGGAUUUGUAUUUAAAAAAUAAUAACUAUAAAACUACUAAUAAAUGCAAUACUUAUAAAAAAAAGGAACAUAUACUAAUACAAAUUUAGUCUUAGAAUAGGUACUAUCUAAAACAUAACGAUGUAAAAAUAGAAGAACAAUAUAGUUUUUAGUAGAAAACUGUUUUGUAAUUUAAGUAGGUCUCUAAAUAUGGUUUAGUUACAACUCGUAACCCAAUCAUAACAUCGCAAAUAUUUGGUUGAAAUUUACAAGGCAAUAGGUAGAUCACAAAUAGAACUAUAAACAAUUCACACUUUUAUUCAAAUGAACAAACUUUUUAGUUAUUAAAUAUAUUUUUAAAUGCAUAAUCUAACCCUAACCUAACCACAUAACAAAAUACCAAAUUAAUAAUCCUGUGGAUAUUAGCCUUUGGCGUCACUUUUCAAGGAGGCACAAAAACCUUUUAAAACAUGGCAAAAUAGUGUUUUUAUUCAGACUUCAGAACCUAAAAUAGUUUAUUUUUUAAUCACAAAUAAGCACGCCCAUUCAAAAUUCCAGUAUGUUAUAAAAAAAAAAAUCAUUCUUAUGAAAGGACGCUAAGGAAUAGUGCCACAAGAUAGAACAAGAUAUGGACAUACUUGUUGGUGGGUGGGCCACCUUUGUAGGUGAGAAGUUAGGUAUGUAGAAGGGAAAUUUAAUGUAUAUCUAAUGUAUAACCAUUAACCAUUGUUUAUGAAAAACCCCCUUUAUUAUGAAAACUCUUGGAAAAAUAAAAAAAAAUGACCUUAAAAGUAGCGUCCCAGUGAGAUUCCCUUAUAAUUUAAAAUCGGAGCAAAAUUGCUCGUAGAAAAAACAGGUAUAAAAAAAUAAAUAAAUAAACAUUAUUGUAAAUCUAAAAAUGGAAAUACGUUUGUGCGUAUGAACAUAAUAUUAUUACACAAUUGUGUGGACUAUCGCACGUUAUAAUUCGUCGGAUAACAAUUAACUUAAUAGUAUUUUUAUCAACAAGUGGAUAUGGGUAUUAAAAGGUGGAUAUUUAUGGAAAAGAAAUUCCUUGUCAUUUGAUGUGCUCUGCUACUGAUUAAAUAUCAUAAUAGAUUAUAAACCACAGUAAAAUUCACAUUUGUUAAAACUUCAAAAAGUUGUAGAAAAUAAAAGACCACACCUUAACAAAAAUCUCAAAAAUUUUUCUAAAAAUCUAUUUUAAAAAAUUGCUAUUUUAAAUCUUUUAAAAAAAAUUUUAGUAAAAUUUUAAAUUGUUUAUUUUAAGAUCCCCUACCUAAAAGUUUAUUUAAAAAAAUAUAUUAACUGUAGCGCAGAGGCAUACUAAUUAAUAAAAAAAUAUAUUUUAAAUAUAUUUAAUAGGACAAAAGUUAUUUCAAGUGAUAAAUCAUCGUGGGACACUCUAUGUAGGUAUUAUAUAUUAUAUUUUUUGUCCAACGAUAUAAUACGCUUAUCACGCGAUAUUACAUUACGUAAAACAAAAGUAAAUGCGGUCCGCCGUAUGAUGAAUUUGCUACUGUUGUAGGCACGUGCUCGUAUGUAAAAAGCACAAUGGACAUGACGUUAUAUAUACAUAUAUUAUUAUAAUACACCCCCUUUUUUUGCUAUUUAUCGAACCGACACGGAUGCCGGGACGCCCUCCGUUGUUCUCGGUUUCCGCUGUGGAAAGGGUGACCAAUAGGAUAUAAUAUAUAUAUAUAUAUGUAGAGAGAGAGAGAGAGAGAGAGCAAGAGAGAGUGAGAGCGGAGUGUCGGAAAUCUGCACAAAAAAAAAACUUUUCGCGGCCGGUCGGGGAACGAACAAUUGGAAAAAAAAAUCAAUAACUUCGCGGCCCGGCGGCAACUGCGGUGGCGGCGUUAAUGUAUAAUAUAAUAUACAGGGUGUUUCUGAAAUGAAUGAGGAAACUAUAAUUUAUUAUACAGGGUUUCCGAUAAAGAUAUUCCCAUUUUAUAUAAUUAUAUAUCCAUAGCCAUCUUACUCUGAGGGGUGUUAGAACGAUGAUUAUGAUUUUAGACUUUUUUUCCAUCUCUACCAAACCUGCGCUUUUUACCAAUUUCGUUCUAUAUAUUAUUAUCUAAAAAUAAAUACUCAAAUGAUAUUUCAUGUAAUGUCCUCGUACAAAUCAAUGUAUCUAUCUUAUCGGGUCACUUUUAUUUUAUUUUAUUGUUUAGAAAAAAAAUUUAAAAAUAUCGAACAGAACACAAAUUAUUAUAUUUGUCCGAUUUCAGUUUAUAGUUAUGGUGGCGUGAAGUUUAUUUGCUAUGAAUCAGUUGCAAUAAAAUAGCAAAAAAACCUGUUAAUAACCGAAGGCCAGAAUAAUCGACAGCUAUAACUAUGAUUAAUAUAGACGUUUUUGUAGUUCAUCACCUGUUUUGUUAACAUAUCUUUAAUAAUAAAGUUUCACACAUACACACUCCCACUCAUUUGUUCAUGAAGCAGCUUCUUUAAAGUAAACCUAUUAAUGCCGUUAAUAUCUCCGUAAAACAACCUAUAUUCCUAUCACAAAAUACUAUAAAUUAUACUUCACUCGUCAAAUAAUGCGUAAAUACGUACUUAUUAUAUAUACUAUAUACUUACUAUAUAAUUACGCGCUUCGAACUAGAUUCCCUCCCUGAUGUUGAAUUGGAAACCAUGUGGUAGGGUGUAAAAGAGGUCUAAUAGAAAAUAAUUUAUAAUGUUUUAUUAUUAUCAUAUUUAUUUGCUUAUCACAGCUGGUGAGAAAUUCCAAACCGGUAUUUACAUAUAUAUUGUACGUGUAUAUAUAUAUAUACACGACCAUUACCAAUUUUAUUUUUUUAACUUUUUAAUAUAGUUGUACAAGAUAUAUAGAUAUAUUUCUCAUCUAUAUCUGGGAAAUAGAAUUUGCAGACAAAUUCUUUAAACUUUAUAUGAUAAUUUAUUUGUGAUAAUAUUAUUAUCCCAAAAUUAUAAAUUGAUAAAAUAAUAUGUUUUUGAUUGGAAAUUGGAAAAAAUGGCAAAAAUAUCAAUAUUUUGACAUCUUUACUUUGGCUGCACCUACAUAUUUACUAACUAUUUUCUUCGUUAAUUUUAGAAACACCCUGUAUAUAGUACAUGCUGUUUUCCCCCUCGUAACGACGCAUGACGACGCGUAUAUGCUUUCAGUAGAUGGUACUGGGUAAAAUAGGUAUAGUAGUAUAGCAUAAAAUAAUAAUAAUAAUAUACAGUAGCCAAAAAUGUUUUCCGUGUUAAUAAUUAUGCCGACACACUGUAUAGGUACCUAUAUUACCUAUAUACGUUUCACAGGGUUGCUAUAAUAUAAUUUUAUGAGUAUCUCGAUUAUACCCAGCUAUAAUAAUAUUAUUAUACUCUGAACACGGUAUAUUACAAUCACUAUCUAACUAUUAUAUCCGCGUUACAGUCACUAUACAGUUUCAUUAUUUCCUGCAGUAAAAAUAACAUACAACUUUUUAGUUUUUAAAAUAAUUUGUUACUAUAUCUAUACCCUAUACGUGUAGAUGAAGGCUAUUUAUUUAAAAUACAUAGAUAUUUGAUAAUACAAUAUGAAUAUAGUAUAUAAGUAAUACGUGUUUCAUUCAAAUGGCAAUAAGAAAUAUUUUAGCCAGAUAGACUUUGGUCAAAAUGAGUAUUUUUUUUUUUAGGAAGGUGUUGGGAGCCAGGUGGUAUCAAAAUGUACAUUUUGACUCGAUACUAAAAUCUUUUAUUAUGAUCUUUAAUCUGAUUUUAUCAAAUUAUCUGAUAAAAUCAUAUAAUCUUACACAAACAUAGCUAAACAAGAACGUUUUACCCGAAAAAAUUCGUAAUUAUUAAUCAACUUUAGAUGCUUGAAACAAGUUAGAAAACCUAUUCUGUGAACAUAUAAAGUUCUCGUUUCUCAACAUAUUUUAAACAAAAAACUAUAUAAUUUUUAUAUUUAACCUAAUAUAAUCUAUAGUCUAUAUUAUAUCCUAAUAUAUUAUGCUCAUGUAUAGAAACCUGACAUUUAAGUAUGGAUUAUUAUUAUUAUUAUUAAUAUUUAUUAAUUCAGCAAUUAAUUUUAUUAUAAUUAAUUAUCAAACUUGAGCAACGCCGCCGAGUAAUGACAAUUAAUGUAUUAUAAUACUUCUUUAAUAUAUUCUAAACUCUCGUUAGUUACAUUUUUAAAAUCGUCAAAAUGGGUUAUUAAAAAAAUUUAAAAAACCUAUAAUUUUAUACUCGUUAUCAGUUCUGUGAUCAAAUAAGGGGUCUGGAACACCUGCCCUUCUUAAUACGUCGGUUUUUAUACACGCUGAGUCAUGAACAUAUAGUGUUGCUAAAUAAUAAUUGAAAUGUCCACCUCACAUAUUUCAAUAACAUAUCAUAACUAACCAAACUAACUGAAAAAGUAAAAAACAUGUUUAUUAGGUACAUAGUAAACAUUAAACCGAAAUAGUUAGAUAAUAGUAUAUACUUCUAUAAAUAAUAAUAUGGUAUUUUAUUUCUCUGUACGUUUAACUCGAAAUAAUGAAUGUAAAAGAAAAUCCAAUAAACAAAUGAGCUGAUAAUAGGGUCGGAUGCACCACUGUUGUACAUGGGAAAUUAAGAAUAUAUAGGAUACAUAUAAAUAAUCUGUACGCAACGAUAAAUCUUUGCUAACUAAAAACAAUUCGAAUCGGAGUUUGGUGUAAGACAUAUUCUGAAAUGCCGUAUUUUUUACGAUUUUCAAAAAAAAAUAAUCUUAAAACGUUUAUGAAGAAAAAGGAAAAUGCAUUAAACUCAAAUUUGUUUUUGAGACCACUAGACAUACCUUAUAAUGUACAUUGUGUUAAACUUUCAAGCAUUUAGCUUAAGUCGUAUAAUUUUAAUAACAGAUACUUACCAAAUAAAAAUAAAUAAAAAAACAUAAAAUACCACGUGCCUAUAAAUAGCCUAAAAAUAGAUAGAUUAUUUUGACAAUUUAACCACGUAUAAAAGGCCAAUAUAAGUAUUUUUUGUGAAAACAACUAGUCUCUACAAUAAUUUUGAAUCAAAUAACAACAAAAAAACCAAAUUCUAUACAUUUUGCCAUAGGUAUUUACUACAUUUUUAUUCUGGUUUUUUGUAAUUAUUAGGAAAAUUAUACGAAAAAUCAAAUAACUUCCUUACUCAGAAACUAGACAAUUUUUCUUUCAACAAUUUGGACAACGAUUUUUGGUAGAAAAGUUGUUCACAAACAUAAAAAGAAUUUAAAAAAUGAGCUGAUAAUGGGGACAGAUGUGACCAAUGUAGUAGGUGAGUAGGAAGGUAGGAUACAUAGGUAUUUAAUUUAUAUCAGUAACUAACGAUAAACCAUUGUUAACCAAAAAUUAUUCGGAAUAAUGUGCGUUUAUAAAUGCCGUAAUAUUUAUGAUUUUCGUAAAAAUUUGAUUUUAAAAUAUUUAUAAAAAAAAUAAUUAUUUACUACAUUUAAUUAUUUUUACCACCAAUACGACUUACAAUGAACCUCCUGUCAAAUUUAAAAGUAUUUCUGUCUGGUCUAACAAUUAUAUCCACAGAGUCUACCGAAUAAAAAUACUUAAAAAACUCGCAAAAUUAAAAUGUCUACAAAUAGCUCAAAAAAAGCUAAAAUAUUUUGAAAAUUUUGCAACGUCUAAAAAAUCAAAUAUAAGCUUAUUUUUCAAAUUUCAAGUUUACACAAAUAUUUUUAUAAUACUACGACUAGAAAAGGCAAAUAUAAAUUUUGUGUCAACAUUUUAAUGCUCUACGAAUUUUUUUGAACUGAAUUACGGUAAAAAAACAAAAUUGAAAAUAAUAAAAGGAUUAUUACAUAUGGUAUAUUUUCCCAUUGAUUCUAGGUCUUUUCGGAUUUGUUUAAUUAUUAAAAAAACUACUUGGAAAAUCACAAAACGACUUUCUUCUUAAGUAUCUAGAUUUAAAAUUCAAAAAAAAGAUCACUAGGCAUUUUUUGAUAAAAGCAAUAUUUCUGGUAAAAAAUAUAGUUUACAAAAAUUAAAACAGUGCAAUCGUUAACGCUGUUGCGUGUCAUAAAUAUGUACCGCUUUUCCCGGUUUUUCACAAUUAUUAUGAAAAAUCCUCGGGAAAUAAAAAAAAACCAAUGAACUAAUUAGAUAAAAUUUCGUUUUAGAAAAAGGUGCUACACUUAAAACAUCGGGGCAAGAUUUUUUGUAGAAAAGUUGUUCACAGACAAAAAAAAUAAUAAUCAUCAUUGUAAAACCAAACCUCGUUACGUUCCGAAUCUAAAAGAGUUGAUACUGCUGACAGGUUUGCCACUCUAAUAAGAAAUUAAGAAAGUAGGAUUUAUUGGAUUUUUAAUUUAUAUCUGCACUCAACAAUAAAUUAUUACUAAGAAAAAACGUUUAUUAACUUCUGAAUGAAGCUCGGUUAAAUAUGUUUUGAAACGCUAUGAUUUUUACGGUUUUAGUCCAAAUUUUAACUAAUACGUUUAUAAAAAAAAUUUUACCUUACGCUAAACUUUUUUAUUUUUAUCAUUAAAUUCAAUUAAUGAUAAACCUCUGUGUUCAAGUUUCAACCAAUUUUACUCAGCCAAAACAGUCUCUUCCACAUGAAUCGAAAAAAUAAUACUUUGAAAUGAAAUAUUUAAUUUAAACACGAAACUCUUAAAAAUCUUUUAAAUCAAUAAGUAUUCAACACUUUAAAAGUUCAACUAAAUAUUAUUAAGAGAGAGGCAUAUUAUUUUUAUACUACUAGUCUAAUAUAUUUCUCUAUAGUAUCAUUUAGAUACAAUACAUUUGUUUAGUAUAUGAUUGAAUUUUUGAUCUGUAAAAUCUUUUGUGAUCAGUUGACCACAUUUUUAAGAUUUUAAGAAAAUUGUAUGUAAAUUCAGUCAAUCUUUUUUUUUAAAUUUAUGUUCCCGUGAUUUACUUCAAUAGUGAAAAUGUAUUACAAAUAUUUAAAAUCAUCAAACAUUAAUAAUAAUGAUCAUAUUAUAUAGUAAAUUAAUACAUUUUAUUUUUUGAAUAGUGUAUGUUACGAAACGUCGACAGUCAAAAUAUUAACAGGUUAAAAUACCGACAGUCGAAAUAUCGACAGAUUAAUAAUAUCAACUGUUGUAUCGAAAUAUCGACCGUGGAAACAUUUUAAUUUUAAUUUCUUUUUAUAUAAUCCUUUAUUAAUAAUAUUUUAACACAAUAAAAACUCUAGCAUAAUUUUUCAAAAAAAAGUAAAUAACCCAGGUACUAAGAUCUUAAUAUUAAAAUAAUAUUAAUAUGUUUUUUUUUUUUUUUAAAUACUUUUCGGUUGGACAAAUGCUCCAAUAUUUCCAAUGUAAUUUUACACUCGAUGAUACUUUAUUUUAAGCAAAUUUUUAGAACCCCAAGGGUUAUUCUAUAAAAUUAAAAAAAACUAACAAAUAUCUUUGUUUUUAUUUUUAUUAGUUUUUGGGUUGAGUUAGUUGGGUUAUAUUAACCUAUGGUUAAAAAAAAAACACGAAUAAAUACUUCUAAUUCUACUCCGUACAAAAUAUUAUUUCGUUUGCAUUAAUUUUUCGUUGGACACAGUAUAUAAACUAAAUAAUCCUGUGUACUCUAACAUCCCAAAUACCCAACCUGGUUCAGUGAUAUCCUAACAGUGUAUAUUCUAUCCAUGAGUAGUAUCGAAUUUUUAUGUUUUAUAAAACAUUUUUCGUUAAUAUUAUAAGAACUUACCUCAAAUUCCUCCAAACAGGAGGAUUAUAAUAUAUUAAUAUGAUAUUUUAUCUGUACCAGACAAAUUAUAGAAGUUGUAGGCCUUUGGGAAAGGAUGGGAGGUAUGGAUAAUCCUAAAAACCUCUUGUAAUUACUCAACUAAUUUAGGUGCCUUUUUAAGUGGAUACUGUAAUCGCUCCAUAAGAGUAGCCAGGAAUAACAUUUAUACAUUUGGAUAAAAUUGUACGAGGACCGAUGUAAAGUAAUAAUUGUACUUCGAUUUAUGUUGAGGUACUUUUUAUACAUAUAAAUAAUUCACUAAAAUGGGUAUAGAACAUUCGAACAAACAAGGUAUUUUUAAAUACCUAGUCCACGUGUAUGAAUAAUAUUCUAUUUAAACAUUUAUUUUUAUUAUUUUUUUUUUUUACGAACAAAAUAUUCGAAUAAAUAAAUCAAUGUAACCUAUUUACAAUAAUUAUUAUAGUAAUAAUUCAUAUUAAAUUCGUUCAGAACCAAAAUAAUAGGAUACAAAUUAAAUUCAAAACGCGUAAUUAAAAAAAGUCAACUCAUUGUAUCAGUUGAAAAAAAAAUCAUUCUGAUUAAUUAUUAAGAGGUAAAAAAAAAACUUUAAUUAAUAUUCAAUUAUAUAGUUAACUUAUUUUCUUGAUAAAUUGUAAAUGCAUAUUAUCAUAAUACUAUACUAUAUAAAUAGCUAGUUAUAAAAAAAUCAUCUUAUUCAUUUUUAUGUCAAUUGUGUUUCAAAUUAUAAUAUCUGUGAACCUUGUUAGGUAUCAUUUAUUUUAUAGGUUAUAUUUAUAAUAUUUUGUCAGGAACAUAUAUUUUUUAUGAUAGCUAUAUUUUAUUGUCUGUUUCGUUAGUAUUUUCUUACAAAUGUUUUCUUUUUUUGUAUUUAUUUAUCCAUAUUCGGCACGAACGAUGUUCCUUCCAAAUUUGGCGUCCUUUAAAUCUAAUGUUUUCUUUCAUCUUCUUUCUUCCACAGUUGCACCAAAUUAAAUCAAUUUUUGCCUUCAUGUUUUCCAUUAUACAAAAACUAGAUAUCUAGACUUUAGAUCGGGACGUGGUCAAGUCGUAUAGUAUUGUAGGGCUAGUAGGUGUACAUAUGGGUUUAAGUGGGUGGGAAAACGUUUACUUAGUCAUCCUACCUUUGACUGUACAUACCUGUUUUCCAUAACUUUUAAAAUGUAUUGGGUUUGGGAACUGUAUUAUUGAGCACUCAAAAUAAAAUAGUGAUCAAAAUAUCUACGCUUUGCUAUGUUGUAUCAUUUUAAGCUCUCAUGUCAGAAAGAGGUACCUAAAUUUGUUUUUUUAUUUUGUCUACAACAAUUUGUGUCAGGGUAAAAAAUCGCUUUUAAAAAUCUUAAAAUGUUGUUUCAAUUUAAUAGGUACCUACUUAAUAUAAUACGAAAUAUCGUCAACAUGAACCCAAGAAAUUCACCCAUUUCGGAUAAAAUAAACCAAUUACUCAUAAUAUAGUCAUAUGUUAUUCGGCUUUUUCCGUACGUACACAAAGCACCUAUAUAAUAUAUAUAUAUGUAUAUAUAUAUGUAUACAGAGUGUCCCACGAAGAUAUACCAAUUGUAAUAUUUCAGGAGAUAAUAAAGAUAAUCAAAUUCUGUUUUUUAUAUUUUCAGGAAUAAAGAGUACGAAUAUUUAUAUUGUGAAUAAUUUUUUGUUAUUAUAAAAAAACUUUUAAAAAAAUAACUUUUAUUUUAUUGUUUUUGGAAAGUUUGAAGAUGGCUUAUUUUAUAGAGUUUAUUCUUUUGAAAAUAUUGACGCUUAUACUUUUUACUUUCAUUAAAUUCGUGAUUUUUAAUAAUUUUUAAAGUUCAGAGAAAAGAAGUGUACGAUCAAUUAGUCGUAAUAAUAAUAAUAAUCAAUUAGACAAUACUAUUAUAGUCUGCUGCAUAAUUAUAUGUACCUUUCUCUGAGCUUAAAAAUUAUAAAAAUUAUUAACUAUCGCAAAUUUAAUGAAAAUAAAAAGUUGAUAGAUACGUCAAAAUUUUCAAAAGGAAAUAUUUUCUAUAAAAUGGCUCUCUUCAAAUUUUUAAAAACUAAUAAAGUAAAGUUAUUUUUUAAUUUUUUUACCAAAAAAAAAAAAUUUAUAGUGAUCAUUCCAGUGAGUAUUAUAAAAAAAAAUAGAAUUUGAUUAUCUUGAUUAUCUCCGGAGAUAUUACAAUAUGUAAGAUAUCUUCGUGGGACACUCUGUAUAUAUAAAAAAGGCAGUCGGAUUUAGGUUUCUGGUCCAUUCGUGCUACCGUAUUCACAGUGGAGGUCUCGGCCGACGUUGACUGUCAUUCUCAAGAGGGGAGAAAAUUUACUAAAAAUAUGUUGCUUUUUUUUUUCAUUCGCUCGGACGGUUUCUGAAAAUCUAUAAAUUUAUUGAGACUGCUACUGCGCCGGUCGAACGAUGUAUUAUUUUAGGCGAUCCCUUCUUUCCGAAAACCGCUAUACUAUACCUAUACAAUACGAUACAGGAUGCCGCUAAUUUUAUUUCUUACCUACCGGCACAGCGUAAAACACACAAAACCGAUCGCGCGUGCUCUAGACGAAUAAUGUUUAAUAAUAGAUUAAAAGCAGUGGCAUAGUUUCAUGAUUGUGUUCUGAGGGGAGGGGGCAUAGUCAAUUAGGUACCUAAACUUCGUGGAAUCCUAACUUUUAGCUUCAAAUCCAAUCACGACCAAUUUAUUUGUCACAAUUUUAAUAUUAAUUUAUUUGAUUAAAAAGAAAAUAUUUUGAAAUCUUGCAAAGAUAUUUCGGUUUUAAAAAUCCUAUUACUUACGAUGAUACCUAACGGAUGAGUUAUAACAAUUACAACUGUAAGCAGUCCACGACUGGACUAUAAAAAAAGGUUGGGUAAAUACCAAAGUACCUCUGUGAGUUGCACUUUUUACCUACUGUUCAAUAUAUUGAUGCACAAAUGAUGUAAGACAUUUUGACGCAAUAAACAGAUGAUGCGCAAACGAUGGCUGCCAGCGAAUAAACUAGCCUCGCGGUCGUUUACUCGGCCGGUAGGUACUAGUACCUGCAUAAUAGUGAUAAAUAUUGGUUAUAAUACCUAUUGUUAUACAAUUAGGUAGGUAAAAUAAUUAUAAAAAUCAUAUAAUACAAUACAAAUAAAUAUAAAUACGCCUGACGGCAUAUAUUUGUAGAUUCAUCCAAGGUCGGAUUAUGGUCAUAAAUGGAAGGAGGAUUUUACUUUUGGUGAGACCCGUUUAUCCAAAACAAUUAUUUUUUCUUUAAAUUUAGAUUUCAUUAAUGGCGUGGCGAAGAGAAUAAUCGAGAGGCGGCCGCAAUCUGACUUUUUAUUAAGAUACCUACGUAUAUGCCUACUAAUAUGACAACUUUUAAGAAAGUGAGGAAAGGAUUUAUUAAUUCCACCGUUUUAAUAUCAAUUCUGCCAGCUAUCGAUUUCGUCAGACAUUUAUACAUAUUCCUUACGUCGGCUAUCAUCGACUCCGAUUAUACAAUUAAUAUAAGUAGAAUAAACAGGUUAGAAACCUUGAACACUGAAUUUUGUUGAAUAAAUUAGAGAAGAAACCUACUCACUAACUGAUCCACUAAGGAAGGAUUUUUGAAAAUUCCACCCAUAAAAUAGGUUAAGUAGAGAGUGAAUGUCAAAAUAUUUUGAGGACGGGAGACUCUAAAUUGGAUCAAAAUGUACAAUGUAUAAUGUGUACACAUACCAAACUGCAGAGACAUAUAAAAAUGGACAAAAUCGCAAGUAGUCCAUAUAUUAUUAAAAAUAUAUAUAAUUAUUCCAUUAGUGAUCGCGUAUUAUAUCAUUAAUACUUCGGUUCCAUAUUAUUGUAAUUUGUAUAAUAAAAUAAAAGAUUAAUCGAAAAACCAAAAAUCAGAAUAGAACUACAAGUUUACAUUGACUACAUUUUCUAAUAUGGUCUCGUGUUAUUAGUAACGGUUGUAAUCUUUUGUGCGUUUUAUGUUAUACCUACUGUGUAAAAACGAAUUUUGAAAUAUUGUUAAUGAACGAUUUGUACCUACAACCAAUUUAAAAAAAAAAAUAAUUUGAAUCAACAUGAAAAAAAGUUCGAUGGAAUCGAUAGCCAGCACAAUCGAUACAUUUUUACAGGUAAAAAGAUUAUUUAGGCGGAAUAAAUUUACGUCCUUUGAUAAAAACUCGGUGUUAAAUCUUCAUGUAGAUAUAUAGCCAAUAGCCAAUAGGAGUUAUGAGUUUAUCGGUAGGCACGUGGACGCUAGAAACAAAUUCUCACCUCUGAAAAUAUUUAAGUUUCCACGCCACUUUCUCAAGCAACAUUCUCCGAUUUUUAUGUUUACCAAUUUUUCAGAAAGCUUAAGUUGUGUAAAUUGUACUAUAGAGAAGUCAUUUUUUUUGAUUUUCGACGGUAUUUUUCGAAUAAAAGUACUUAAGUGGGAAAAAUCGUAGAAAAACCUACAAUUUCACGAUUUCAUUAUUUUAUAAAAAUAAGAACAACGUUUCUAUCAGGAAAACAAUUUAAUCGAGAAACCAUAAGAUAUUUUUGUUGUUGCCUUUUUGGUUAACUUUCUUACGGUAUCAUUGCCAAAACUUUUGAACCACUUUUGAGUUUUUAAAGAAUUUUAAUUUUUGGUAGUUUUUUUUUGGCUGUAAUUCGAUUAUAAAUAUAAGUAAAGACUUGAAAUUUGGUAAUAAUACUUAUAUUGGACUUAACUAGACGUGGUAAAAUUUCCAAAAUCAUCGGACGACUCUUUUUUUUAAUAAGCGUUUUGAAACCAAAUUUAAACAAAAAUUGCAAAAAAAUAUUAGGGCACUCAAGUUAUGUAUUACCAAUCUGUGUUCGGAAUCAUUUUUCGUCAAGUAAUGGUUUAUCGUUGCUUACAGGUAUAAAUGAAAUAAACUCAUGUAUCCUACUUUCCCAACUACCUACAAUAGUGGUCACUCCUAUCCUCAAAAUCAGCUCUUUUUUUUUUUAUUCAGUCGCGUAUUACAUUUUGACUGUGAUAUACCUGGUGAUGAAUUUUUAAUUCGAAACCGGUCAUAUAAUACACUUAUCAUAAUACUCCAGGCGAAACAUUGAUUCAUUUAUUUUAUUUUUAUGCAUACAUUUUUUAUUUAUAUAUUUAUUUUCAAUAUUGAAAAUAAAUAUAUUUAUUUAAUAUUACGACUUUUUUUCUGUGGACAAUUUUUCAACCAGCAAUUUUGAUAUAACUCACAAUGAUAGCAAUUUUUUUAAAAAUAAAUUUCACUGGGAAGGUGUUUUAGAGAAGUAAUUUUUCGGUUUUCACUGGAGUUUAUCCUACAAAAUCGGAAAAAUCGUAGGAAAACCGAGAAAAUCAGCAAGACACUAAAUAAACAUUAUUAAAGAAAAUAUAUAAAGCCUAUUUAAUUAGUUUACUAUAUUAUAGUAUAUAUAUUGUUGAAAAAGCAUCACAAUCACCUGAACUCCGCUUAGAAUAGUUUUUUUGUAAGCAACGGUUUAUCGUCCCUAUUUUUUUAUUCUGUUAGCAAUUUAACAAUGAUAAUAAAAAAAUGUGUUAAUUCUUAAUUUAUCUUUACCUUUUAAACUUUUAUGGCCUAUAGUACUGUUUGAAUAUGUUUGGAUAAUUUUACAUUUGUUUUUUCCUUUAUCAAACCAUUCUAUGGGUACUAACUGAGAGGCUCAACAUUUUUGCUUUAUCUUCAAUUACUGAAUUACAUCAAAAUUGUUUCGAUGUUCUACAACCAAUAUUAUCAAUGAUUGUAGUAAAUACUAUUACCAGUAGCUAUUUGAUACCAUCGGCCAGUCUUCAAACAAUUAUACAAUUAUAGGUGGUUUCUAAUAUAAGUGGUACCAUUAAAUAACAAGACAUAUGUAACAAAUUAAUGUAAAGAUUUAUUUCAAUAAAAAAAAAAAAACGAGACCGCACAUUGUUACCCCCUUUAACUUUCGCUACACUCCCCCUUAAUCCAGCCUAGGGUUCACCGAUUUGAGUAUUUAGGACAUAGUCUCCAGAUAACAGUGAAAUUCAAUAAUAUGCUUAAAAGAAAUCUGCAUUUUUUUCAUUUCCUUCCAAAAUUAAAAACAAUUUUAAUUUUCCCAUUUCAAAAUCGCCAUUGUAUAGAACCGAUUUUUAACUUGGUUGAGACUCGAAAGCAUAUAAUAUCCAGAAUUUACUCGCUUCAGUGGCGUAUAUAAAAGAGGGGUACACCACAGUAUGCCACAGCUUCCUCUCAAAAAAUGUCUUUUUCGACAGAAAGAUAAAAAGCAAAACUUAUAAAGCAUCACAUAUCUAUUCUGUCACCCAGCCAAUAAUGUAAACACAAUUAAAUAUAUUUUAUUAUGUUUUUAUUUUGAAAUUAUCUUUUAUCAUAAUAAUAAUAACUAUAUUAUCAUUAGUUUUCUUUUUAGAUAAGUUUUUUCAGUGAAAUAUAUCGACGACAAUCCCUUACCACUCACUAGUCCCCAUAAACAGUGCCAACAAACGGCACCAUCUCACCAUUUCGUGUAAGUGCUUCACUUUGUACUUAAAGUGAUUGCAAUGAUUGGUUAGGGUUUAGGUACCUACCUAUCCUCUUAAAUAAAUUACCCGUACUUAAUAUUUACUGGAAUUCUAAAUAAUAAAUUUGAUUUAACUUAUUUUACUUAUACGAUUAUAUUACUCAAAUAAAACUUUGUUUUACCAGACGAAUCUUGAUCCCGGCCCAAUCAUCUCGCCCUCCACCGAACGUUUUAGAACCAUUGUCCAUUACAGUCCACCUUGAAGAUAUUUUUUAUGUAUGCCACUGAUUCGCUCUACUGACAAAAUAGAAAUAGUACGUUUUAAAUUGAAGGACCUUCUCAAUUCCAAUAUAAUUGUAUGCAGAUUUAUGCCCACACUCGUAUAGUGAACGUCAGUGGCGUAUUUAGAGUGCCAGGGAAGGUAAUUUUCCAACACCUUUUUUGAGGGCAUCAAAUUUUAAUGGGAGCUUAUUUUUCUUAGUUUUAAAAACAAAUUUACAAUGAUUUAGGCAAAUCAAUGUCAACAAAACGUUCCAUCAAUAUAGCUAUUCUGUACAAUCAAAUGGCCUCAUCUGAUAAUACGUGUCUAUAGGUUUGUCGAAUAUCUAAACUAAAUAUUGUGGGACAUGUGGGUAAUGAUGUUAGUAAAAUGUAUCUGUUGUGUCAACUACAUAGUGUGAUACUAAAUUACUGGAAGUUAAUUUUGUAUUUUCUUUGCAUAUUGUUGAACUAUGAAAAGGACAUUAUUUUUAUUAAACGUUGUGUUAAAAUCAUACAGUUUUCAAAAUAGUGUAAUUGUAAACGUUUUAAUCGACUGCUUUGAUUACGGUUGCUAUUGAGAUAAUCUAUAAUAUUCAAAAUUCUGGAGCGCUUGAUAUAUUUUUAUACAGUAUGUCUGUAUGAUACUGUUACUAUACCACAUGACGUGUUGUUAGUUUUUUUAUAGGUGAGAAAAAUUACCACUACCUAUAAAAAAAACCGGUGGGGUUGGGGGGCGUUUAAAAAAAUGUGUAUCUAGGCCAGAAAAAUCCUUAAUAAGUACGCCACCGAGGAACGUAUUAGUUUGAUGAAUAAUUUAUUAUAUCAGUUUACGGAAUACCACUGGCGACCAUGUCCCGUAUCGGUGAGCCGGCAGAAAUAUGUCGGUGGCGAACCACGAUCGCUCUCGAUUCCACGUCGUGUCUCGGGCUAAGUUGACGUCCCGAUGGUUCAGCAUGGGCGGGUGAGAGGCGGCGCAAGGUCGGUAACCGCCGAUAAUAUUUUGCUACCGAAAGGAAUUUCGUAAAACUUUUCACCGGCGCGGCGUCGUCGUCGGUGGGCGGCGGCCCAGGGAUUUUCGAGUCGGUGCGCGCGCACGUGCGUACGUACACAUGACAACGCCUGAUCGUUUCGGUCGCGUGCCGUGUAUCGAAAUACUUACGGUUUUUGUCCGCACGGCGCGCCCCGCAACAAUCAGCCGAACCGCGUUCGCCUCUUGCUUAUCGCCGGUCUCGCCAUGUGUCCGAUUCGGCACAAUAAUAAUUUGUUGUGUGUGUGUGGUGUCUGCUGUGUGUGUGUGUGUGUGUGUGUGUGUGUGUGUAUGUGUAUGUGUGUGUGUGUAUAUAUGUGUGUAUGUGUGUGUGUGUGUAUGCAUGCGCGCGCGCGCCUAAUGCCUAUCUAGCCGAAUAUUAUUAUUAGCGUGAAAUUAUAAUUAUUAUUAAAAAUGAAAUUUUCUAAUCGAAUGAUCCGACAUUCGACGAUUAUUAUUAAUAAUACUUACGCACGAUAGCGUCAUGUUCAGAAAUAUUUACAGUACCCACUAAAACAUUACUAAUAUUAUAAUAUUCACAAUUUGUUUAAUAUAAUUCAAUUUAUUUCAUGAAUUUUUCGUUAAACCGUUCAAAUCGAAAAACACACAAUAAUAUGAUAUACACCAGUAACCAGUUUUAUUAGCAUUACCUACGUUCUAUUGAAAGCCGCGUUUUCGCCCGGUACGCCUCUGCGUCUCGCUGGCGCACACACACCCGGCGUCCCGGGCGGCACCCGUUCAGUCGUCUCGCCGCCCUCCGCCUGCUCGUACGGAUUUUCCUUCUUUUCUUUCUGUCGUUCUUUUUUUUUUUUUUCAAUUCUUGUUUUUCUCUUCAAUCUCUUCUAGUUGCACGGAAAUACUAUGUGUCCGUCACCUCCGACCGUCGCAUAUCGUGACGUGUUCCUAAUCGUGCGCCUCAAAUACGCAUGUGGAAAAUGCCAUUGAAACCGGACAGUUCUUGACGGACUGCGGAAAUUAAAAGCCAGUAGUAAUUAAAAUAUAGUCACAUCAGCUGUUAUAAUAUAGCUGUGGUCGUUUCGGGUAAUGAUUAUUUUGAUAUUAUUGAUUCUACCCAUCCCCCCUCACAUAUGUACCGCCCACUUUUCGUCGAGAAUGAUCCUUACUACUCGACGAUAAUAUUAUUAUAGUAUUAUCUAUAAUAGAUCUCUUGUGAUAACGGAAUUUAUUAUUUUACAAUUUAAUACAUAUUAAUGUUAAUAUAUGUAAAUCUUAACAUGCAGAAUAUUUUCUAAUUAUAAUAUGUACUCGAGGUACUUGAAUUUUUCCCCCUCGGAUUUGGUCCAAAGGCGUGGUUUUCUGAAUAAUAUAUUCUUUUAUUAAAAUUAUUCUUUUUUAUAUACUUAUCGUUUUGUCAUAUUUUGUCUUUGUAAUGUCCGUCUUCAAUUGUUUAAAUACAUUUUUUUUUUCUGAAAACGUCCAUUUAAUUUUUACAAUAUAUAUGUUUUAUAGUUUUUGACUAUCUGCAAUUAAUAAAAAAAUAAACAAUAAUUACCUCGAUAAUUACUUGCUUACAUUUUUAUUCAGUAAGUAGGUACAUUUAAUGGUUAGGUAGGUAUAUUGGACCAAUAAAUUGGAUUAUUGAUAAAAUCAAAAUGUACCUACAUCUUUUCUUCACUAUUUAGCUAGGUAUUUUCAAAGAUUUUGUUUACAUCAAAUUGUAUUAAAUUUGUUUGGGAUAUACUUAUUGUUAUUUUUGAGACUCUUAUUUGUUAACCAGAAAAAAUAAACAAUUAUCUGCUUUAUACAUUAUUCUAUUAUUUAUUAAUACACAACCUACAAUCUAAUGAUACAAAUGUCUAGUUUAUAUUAUUUGUAAUUAAUACACCAUUGUAUCUUAUUUUUAAUUUUAUACACUAACAAUUACCUAUUAAAAAAAUAAUAAUAAUAUUAUUAAAAAUAUAUAUUUGUUAAAUCAUUAAUAUUUUGAUUACAAUGUAUUAAAAUGAACUUCUAUCAUUAUUAAGAAUUGAAUAUUUAUGAUGUUUUGUGUUCUGUUCAUCUGAUUUAUUUAACUAGUAUUCGAUACCUACUGGCAUUUGAGGGCGCAUUUUUUAAUAUUGACAAAACUUGUUUCUACAAAAUCAAGUAACAAAUUUGACCUUGUAUAUAUAUAUAUAUAUAUAUAUAGUAUAUUUAAAGGUUUUAUUCAAAUGUAGGUAUAUUUUUAACUACUUAUAGGUACCUAAUUAGGUUUUUUUUAUUCCAUAUUAUUCUAACAUAUAACAUAGAGGUCAAAGUUUUAUAGGUACAUAUUUUGUUGGGUUUUUUGGGGGAAACUACAUUUUGUUAAGGUUUUUAUCAUAUAUAUUUCAAAUAUUUUUAAGAAUAUAUAAUAUGUGUGUAUAUAUAUAUAAUUUGUAUACCUAUAUUUAUUUGAAGAUUUAUACCUAAUAAAUAUAUGAAUCAUAUAUCUAUUGGUAUUUCUGAGCAAAUUUCCUAUACAUUCCUAUCUUAAAUAAAGAAUAAGUAAUAGUUAAGUACCUAUUAAUAUAUAGUUUUUAAAACCAUAUACUUAACAAUAUCUUACAAAAUACAACACUACUUUGUUUCAGAAUAGUUGUUUUUGUUCAUUUUAUUUGUUUUGAAUACAAAAAUAAUCAGUCAACAAAUCUAAAAUAAUAAUCUUUUCCAAUAUGAUGCAAAACGGAAUGGAUUCACUAGCACAUAAUGGUUCAAUGCAUAACUCUAAUCCAAAUUCUCAUCUAUCACAAGGGAAUAAUAUGAAUGAAGAAAGCAAAACCAAUCUUAUUGUAAAUUAUUUACCUCAAACAAUGACUCAAGAAGAAAUAAGAUCACUAUUUUCUUCAAUAGGUGAAGUCGAAAGCUGUAAACUUAUUAGAGAUAAAGUAACAGGUAAGUUAUUUUAAAUUUAUACUUUAAUAAUAUACUUUAUCAUGCUCAUUAUUAUGUAUGAUAAUGAUACAAUACUUUUUGAUAUUUAUUUAUACUCAAAUUUACUUAGGUGUAGUUAAAAGUAUGUUAAAAAAAAUGUAUAUUAUAUACAUAAUAUCUGCAUAAUAUAAAUGCUAUUACUGUGUAGUAAAUAAUUAUAUAAAUGAAAUAAUUUUAAUACUUAUUAGGAAAUAUUGUAAAGGUAAUGUAGAUAGUCUUAAUUUGUUCCUACAAUAAAUUUGUAGUAAUUAUAAUAUAUUUAAUUGAAAAAAUGUUUAUAAUAUUACUAAACUAUUUUUUUAUCACCACAUUAAACAUGAUCAAAAUAUACCUAGGUAAAGUUUUUUUUCUGAAAAUCUUUUGUUUUUAUCUUAUGAUAUUAUUAAUUAAAAUUCUGUAUUUAUUUUUUUACAACAAAAAUAUGGCCAUUUUUAAAACACUUCUAUAUAAUUUUAAUUUGUCAAACACUAACUCGUACAAAUUACCUAAAAUUGAUUAGUUAACUUAAAUUAUUGACAUUUGUAUUGUAAACAAUGUGGUUAAGGAUUUUUUUUCACAUAGGUAUAAAUAGAAGAAAUAUAAUUUAAAUAUAUUAAAUAGUCCAUAGUUUAAAAUGUUGAAUUGUAUGUGUUAACAAUAUAUAAUAUUAAAUUUUAACAAAUGUAUAAUUAGUUUAAAGUAAUUGCAGAAUAGUACCUACCAAUUUGGUUAAUAAUUUCCAUUAAUAUUAGUUGAUAUGGUGAAUAAAUUUAUUUGUCUGUGAAAAGUAAAUGAAAGCCAGUGAAUAAGAUUCAUACAAAUUUAAAUAUAAGUGUACAAUGUUACAUUAUGAUCAUUUUUUUACUUAGUAUAAAACAACAUAAUAAAAAAUUGAUUUUAAAAAUAUGAUUAGAAAGUUCAUUAAAUGAUGAAUAAUAAAAGAAAUUUGAUUUUAUAUUUGGAAAAUAGAAUUUGAAUUCUUAACUUUUUUCACUGGAUCAUAUUAUAAAAUAUAUUUGAUAAAUUCAAUAAAUGAAUAUUACUAUAAUAAAAAAUAGACCCAAAACAAAUUGAAUGCCUUUGAUUUAGGGAUGGGUUGAUACCACUUUUUUUAUCGAUAUAUGGUAUUUCAUUGUAUUCUACCGAUAUUUGAAUUAAAGAACAUGAGUUAAUAUUGAAAUUAACUGAUAUAUUAAUUGAAAGUCCUAUUUAUUAAUAAAAUUUUCAUAAUCCAAUGGCAUAAUAGACAGUUUACUUAUAUUGUCAAAUAUUGAUUUUGAAAUAAAUAAAUCCUAAUAAAACCAAUACCACGAUAUCAAGUAUUGGUUUAUGUAUCAGUUCAUAGUCUUUAUUUCUUCAUUGUUUUAUAAUAUAUUCUUGUAGUAUACAGUAUGCCACUAAUUUAAAUACAAUUUUUAGUUCCUUAGUAAAUAUUAUAAAAAGAGUAAAAAAAAAAAAUAUGAUGUAUGCCUAUGUGUAUGUAUGUAUGUAUGUAAUGUGAUAUUAAAACUAUAAAUUACUGUUAUCAAGGCAUCAUAAUUAAUUUUAAUGUAGGUGUUAUUCCAAAGUUAUAAUAUAAUAAAGUUAAUUAUUUUUAAAUAACAAAAUGUUAUUUGUAAAUAAUGUUCUUUUAAUAAAAUAUGAUAUUGUAUACUCGAUAGCUAUAAUUUUAUUUUUGCAAUUACCUAACUAUAAUUAUUUUUUAAUUGUGUCUUUUCUUACACUUAACAGUUAUAAAUGGAUAUGGCUAUUUACAUAGAUAUAGAUUGAGGGGGGCUGUGGGGACCCAGUCCACAAAUCAUUUAACGCCCUUAAAAUUAUUUGAUAUUUUCCCUGAGUAUUUACAAACCUAAUUUAAGAAAAAUAAUUAUUUCAAUCCCCCCCCUAAAAAAAAGGUAAUUUAUCUCAAUUUAUGGGUAUUUAAUUAAAAUAAUAUUUAAAGGUUUAAUAUUAUUCUUUAAUUACCAGUUAAACCAAAAAAAGUAUAUAAAAAAGUAAUAGUUAGUAUUUAACUAAAAUAUUGAAAUUUAAUAUUAAUAUUUUAUCAAUUUUUAACCAACUAGUUUAACCUCAGUUAUUAUGAUAAGCAGUUUUUUUUUAAAUAAGUACCUAAUCUGUACAAUUUCCUUCUCUAUUCUCCCUUGUUCAAUAUUCACUUUAAUUAAUAAUUAUUAUUAUUCUAUGAAAUGAAAAAAUAUAUAAUAUAUUGUACCUGAUGGAGAUGUAUGUACAUGAUAUCUAUUAUGUAUGUACAUUUUUAUUUUUAUUUACCUAAGGGAAAAUGUUAUCUAAAUUCAAUUUGUAGUUCAGUCAAUUUUAAUAUUACACUAAAGUACCUACCAAAUCAUUUUAGUGUGUUGAUCUAAUUAUAAUUGUUAUACAUUUUAUUGUAGAGACUCCAAUAAAAUAUUUAAAUAAUUUUAAAAAUACAUUUUAUUUUGGUGAGUUUUAAGUGUAUACCUAUGUGUGAUUUUGUUUUAUUAUUCUUUGCAAAAUGUAUCUGUUCUUAUUAUUAAGAAUAUUUCAUCUAAAGUAUAAUUAUAUGUUGUAAAUACAUAUUUUAAACAUUCUAGUUAAAAAUUUAACAGAAUGUCUCCAAAAAUGAUUAAUAAAAAUUAAUUAAUAUUAUUAUUGUGAAUAUUCUCUAUAAUUUUAAAAUUUAAAACUCAGUAUAAUAUGAAUAUUGACUACUAAAUAAAUAAAUAUUAUACAAAUUGUCUUGUAUAAUUUUGGCUAUUAAAUUUAUUACAAAUAUUAAUUAUCUUAUUUACAUUUUAUGUAUUUUCUAAACUCAAAAAUAAAAUAAUAACUUUUUACUUAAUCAGUUAAUUUAUAUUACCUACAUAUAAUAUUAUGUAUAUUUUAAUAUAGGUAUAGUUUUCACAGUAUAAUAUUUUUAAAACAUUCUAGAAGUUUUUAAUUAUCUACAUCUUUAUUUAUAUAAUUUAAAAACAUAAUUUUAAAAUGUUUCAUUUAUAGAAAUAAUUUACUUUUCAUGUAAUUGUAUUUAAAAAAAUGUAUGCAAAUAUGAAAUAAUAAACCAACUCAUAAUAAGUAUCUUUUAUUUUUUUAUUUUUAUUUUUCAUGCCUUUUCACAGCAGGAUCUCUUCCAUCAGGUACUGUAAUGCAAUUCCUUGUUUGUUCUUCAUAUUGCAAUUUUAAAUUUAAUACCAGUUACUAUAUAAUUGUUUUUGUUCGUGUUUAUGUUUUUACUAUCUACUCAAGCUAGAUUAAAAAAAUAUAUAUAUUACUAAAAUAAUAUAGGUGUCUACCUAGUAUUUUAAUUUAUAAGUUAUGUUAGGUAUGUUUAAAGAAAAUUUUGAGUUUUUACAAAAAACCCAGAUAAUAUUGAUAUAAAAUUAACUAUUUUUAUGUUUAUUAUAAUUUUAUUAGUGAUUUUAAAGUAUAUAACAUUACUAUACAAACUAGCAUUAUUAUCCAGAUGCAAGUCUACUGUACAUUAUGAUUUAUUCUAUUUAGUUUUUUUAAUUUUUAAAAUGUAUACAAAAUGUUUGAUUUUCUAAACUAUUAAAUUUUAACUUUUAAUUUUUUAAAAACACUAUUAUUGUAUUUAGCACAUCUAGUAUUAAUGGAAUGGUGUAGAUACUAGAUAGUGAAUUAAUGACAAUCUUUUUAUGAGCUAAGGUUAAAUUAAUUAUUUGUGAUCUUAUAUUUUUUUUACCAUUCAAAGUGAGUGGAUUAUUUAUUCUUAAAAUGUUAUUAAUACUAUAAAUCGUUUUACUACACUUCUGAUCAUUUAUUUCUAAAAAUUGUUGAUUAGUAUAUUAUAAUAAUUAUUUUGCCUCAAUUCAUAUGAACAUUUAACAUACAUACAUACUCUGUGUACUGUAAUAUGAAUUUCAAGUUAACAAACAUUUUUUAAUAGGCUGAUAUUAUUAAGUUAAUCUGUGUGUGUUGUGUUGGAUUAUAUGUAGUGAAUAUCAUUUUUUUUUUUUUUAAUGAAAUUUUAUAAAAUUAUAUGAUUUUAUUUAUUCAUUAUUUUUCCCCUUUUUUUGAACAGGUCAAAGUUUAGGUUAUGGUUUUGUGAAUUAUCAUCGACCAGAAGAUGCAGAAAAAGCAAUUAAUACUUUAAAUGGAUUAAGAUUACAAAAUAAAACUAUUAAGGUACAUAUAACUGUAUUAUAUCUACCUAUAAUUAUUGUGAUAUUAAUUUAUUAGUAUAAAUUUCACUAGGGAGGUACUUUAGAGAGGUCAUUUUCGAUUUCCCCAAAGUUUUCCCAUCAAGUAUGCAAAACCAGGAUAAAACAAGGGAAAACUGGGAAAAUCUGUACAACAUUAAAAAAAAUAUAUAAAGCUUAUUUAAUUAUUUCACUAUAAAAUGAUAUAUAUAUAAUUGAAAAAACAUCACUAUCAACUGAACUUCGCUCAGAAUCGUUUUUUGUAAGCAAUGAUAAACCAUUACAAACCAAGUAUACAUUAAAUUAUCUAUAACAGUGGCUGUACCUAUCCCCAUUAUUUUAGGUUGUCUUUUGGAAAUUUAAUUUGGGCGAUUCAUAUUUCAUUUUUCUAUAUAUUGAGUAUUAUUGGUAACUUUGGUAACAAUGAAAAACAAACAAUGAUAAUUAUUAUUAUUUAAUUUAGUUGUUACAGGCAAGAAAGUAUAUUAAAAAAAAUAAUAAUAAUUACCUGGCAACAAUAAGGUGGAAACAUGGGGGGAGACACAGUUUUAUUUUUGUGUACAAUAAUAAUUUGCAGGAGUAAAGAAUAGGAUUGCUUAUAUAGAAUAUAAUUUUUUUUGUUUUUAGGUAUCUUUUGCUCGACCUAGUAGUGAAGCAAUUAAAGGGGCUAAUUUAUAUGUCAGUGGUCUUCCAAAACAUAUGACACAACAAGAUCUUGAAAAUUUAUUUAGUCCUUAUGGUCGGAUAAUAACAUCUAGAAUUUUAUGUGAUAAUAUGACUGGUGAGUUUAGUUUUGUAUACUUAUCAUUGAAUUCUUUAAAUUGAAAUAUUCUAAUUGAAAAAAUAUUACUGAUAUGUUCACAGUAAGACAAUUUGUGGGAAAUCCUGGGGAUCAUUCGCCGUGUAAGUCAUCGAUUUUUAUAACAUAAAUACUCAAUUUUUCAUUUUUAAUCAAAAAAACGUUAUAAAUUAUUAUUUUUUGAUAAUAGGUGGGGAUUAUUUAUAGUUGAAGAUCAAAUGAAAUAAUCAAAACAAAAAUGCUUCAUUCGAGAUUAAAUAGAAUUUUAUUUUGAAUGUAUUGGUGGGACCAGACCUUAUGAAAUGUUUAAUUGAUUAAGAUGGGUGGGUCACAAUUACACAUAGGGAAUCUUUUUUAAACAGUAUUUCCUUGUUGUACAUAUAUAUAAAAGAAUGUUCUAUUUACUAUGUUUGAAUACCUAUCUCACCUGGUAAAAUUUAUAUAAGGGGAGUAGGAGCAAUUAAACCAAUCAUCCAGUAUAAUGAAGUUAAAAUAAAUAUUAAAAAUUCAGCUAGCUAUUCAGUUGAACAAAAGAGAAAUGCAAUAUUUUAUUUUUUAAAAAUUGAUUUCUGUUUGUUUAACCUUAUCCAAGUAAUAAUAGUUAUUAUAUAUAUAAUAUAUCUCAUAUAUGACAUUAGUUUUACUAUUUGUAUAGCAUUAUUUUGAUUGAAAAUAUACAAUUUAUUACUUUAUAGGACAAACAAUUUUUAAUAUUGACUACUUAAUGCAUUUAAGUGGUCAAAUGUUUUAUACAAUAAAUUUACUACAAUUUCUUUUUAGCAAUUUCAAAAGGUGUUGGUUUUAUAAGAUUUGAUCAGAGAAUCGAAGCCGAACGAGCAAUUCAAGAAUUAAAUGGAACUGUUCCCAAAGGUUCCACUGAAUCUAUCACUGUAAAGUUUGCCAACAAUCCCAGCAGCAACAAAGCAGUACCUGCUUUAGCAGCUUAUCUAACUCCUCAAGGCGCACGGAGAUUUGCUGCUGGCCCUAUUCAUCACCCUACUGGGCGCUUCAGGUAUAUUCCACUCUCCCCUUUAUCCAGGUAUGAACAUUUCUUCUCUUCAUUUGUUUUACAGCAAUAUUAUUAGAAUGAAUUUGUUAAAACUUAAAACUUUUUGUCAAUUAAUUGAUUUGAUCAAAUAUAAUAUAAAUAUAUAGGGUAUCUUAAAUAAUUAUAAAAUUGAAAAAAAAAGAAUUUCAUUAAAAAUAAUAAUACAAUAAUUUACUUAUGACAUUUUGCAUCAAAUUGUAUAACAAAAUAUUUAAUCAUUAAAGUUCAUUAUUAAAAAAAAAAAACUAACACAAUUGUAAAUUUAGCAAACUAAUGUAUAAAAUUUUGCCUUCAUAAAAUGUGUACAAUUUAAGAUUCAUUUAAAUAUAACAUUGUUUGGACUUAGGAACAAUGUUUUUUCUUUUUAGAUUAUUUUUAAAUUUCAUAGAUUUGUUCAUUUAAAUAAAUUUGUUAAUUAGACAUUUCUAAAAAAAAAAAAACCAAUAUAUAUAUAUAUAUAUAUACAUAUUUAUAUAUUUGUGGUCUCUCAAGUGCUUUUCAUUUUAUGAAAUAAAAAUUAAGUUAGUAAUACAUUUUGAAUUCAAUAUUAUUCAAAUUAGCAUUUUAUUUAACUGUAGAUUAAAAGUAUUAAGCAAGAUCUCAUUUUACAUUGUAGUAUAAUAUAAUUAUUUACUUAAUAUGUUCUAUUUGUAUUUAAAGCUUUGAUUAAUUUUCAUUAAUUUUAGCAUGUUUAAAUAAAAGUAGUAUAUUACAUUUUUUUAAUCCUAUUAAAAUAGACUACUAUCAAUGUUAAUUAAAUACCUACUUUAUUUAUAAACUAAAUUGUCUAUAGUGAAUUUAGGUACAUAUUCAAUUAAAAAAAAAAAAAAAUUGUUCAUACAUUAUUAUGUUAAUAUUUUUAGAUAAUAACUGUUUUUCAAUAUAAUAUAAAUUAUUAAUAUUAAUUAAACAUCACUUUUACAUGUUUUUCAAUUAAAUUUUCCAUUGAAAAAACAAUUUUAUUUGCAUAACAGAUUUAUUAAAAGAAAAUUUACAAUUUUGAAUGGCAAAUAAUUAUAAAAAAGAUAAUAUUCUUUUAUAAAUCACUCAUUCUAUAAAAAUUAUAAUAUAUUUUUUUUCAUGAUACUUAGAAAUAUAAAUACAUUUUUUAUGUAUUAUAAUAUUUAUAAACAAAUAUUUACUGUUACAGUAUACUUAACAGCUAACCUUGGAUAUUAUACUAAUUGGAUGUUAUAAUAUUUUUAAUACCUAAUAAUAAUUUUGUUCAAUUGCUAACUGUUAUUAGACUGUUUACUGAACCUCUGAACUCUAAUUUUAUAUUAUUAUUGUUUGACUAAUAUCUUAAAAUUGCUGACUUAACAAAAGUUUAAUUUUCUAUAUUUGUGUAAAUAUCAAAACAAUUGUAUUAUUUUUUUUAACUAUAUUUUAAUGUAAAAUUGUUCUGAUUUUUAAUUUUUGAUCAUUAUUGAUUUGACAGUACCUAAGUUUUUAAUAAAAAAAUACAUUGUAAUACAUAAUACAUUCAUUGUUUAUUUUGUUCCAUACAAUUUUACAAAGUGUAGUAGUUCAUAAUUAUUUUUGCUGUAAAAUUGUAUUAAUUGUAAUGUGAAUAAGUCAUAGGUACUUUAUAAAAGUAUUAUUUAUAUACCAAUUCAAAAAAUAAUUUAUAGAAUUUUGAGGUGUUGAAAUGAUUGUAAUGUUCUUUAAGUUUUGUACAAGUAAUGAUUUUUAUUAGAGAAAAUAUUACUUCUAGUUAUAUUUCACAGUUUUCAAUAAUAAUAGUUGAAUUAACUAUACAUAAAAUUACUUUUAAAAAUAAAUAAUUAUUGCACAUUUUCAAUUAAAUGUUUCAUUUGUUUUAACUAUCAAAUUUAAAAAAGAAUAUUAUUAAUCCAUAAUUUUAAAGAACAGUACAACUAAUUAUGUAGUUAUUAGGGGGAGGAGGAUUCAGUUACAGUUGUGUGAUAGUUUUAAUUUAUCUUUAAUUAGGUAUACAUGUCUUCUUUUAGAAUUUUUUGUUUAAUAUUUAAAUGACCUCACUGUGAGAUUAAAAUAAAGGUUGUUAUGCAUUCAUAAAUUAAAUAAAACUUUACAAUUUGAAAUUUAAUUAUAUUUAAAUUAAUUCAGGGUAUUUAAAUUUAUUCAAAAACUAAAAAUUCUUAUAAGAAAUAGUAAUUUUAGUGAUAAUCAAAAUAAUUUUACUUAAAUUGACAUUAUUUUGUAAACCAUUAAAAAAUAUAUUUAUAUUUCUUAAUAAAUUAAGACUUGUCUAAAAUCAAAUGGAGAGGAGAAAUUGUUCAAACCAUUCCUGGAUCUGUAAUUAGUGUAAUUAGUAUCCAAUGGAUUGAUGUAACACGAGAUGGCAUAGGUAAUAUAUUUCCAAUUAUUUGUAUUUAGUGUGGAUGAGUACUUUAAAUAUAUUGCUGAUAGGAAGAAAUUAUUUGAAUAGAAAAACCUGUAACCUUAUUUGUGCAUAUAGAACAUAGCAAAACAAAGCUAAUGUUUCAUGUCCGAAGGAGGGGGUGAUAUGCAUGUAGAAAUUUGCUUGUAAAAAAAAAAAAAAAAACAUAAUUUAUUCCUUUUUAAGAUAAUAUUAAUAUGUUUUAAAAGUAAAGUAUUAUUACUAUUAUUAUUAUUAUUAUUAUUAUCAUUUUUUUUUUUUUUGUGAAUACUUGUUUGGCAUUAUUCGGUUUAUUUAUCAUGAAUAUAAAUAUAAUGUAUAUAAAUGGAUAUUUGUAAACUUAACUUAUACCUGUUUCAUUGAUAAAAGUAUAUAGUAGAAAUGUUAUGAAGAAAUUAUAAGAAUAUUUAUUGAACAGAAUUAUUUGUUUAUUAAAAUGCUACAAUAUUCUUCCUUCCAUUUAUUUUCAAGGAUAUUUUUCUGUUUUUCAUAAAUAAAUAACCGAAUAAUAUUAUUUUACAAUGUGUUAAAAACUUGUUCCUACCUCCUUUGCCUUUUUUUUACCUUUAUUAUUCAAAAUACAAAUUAUUACUUAAUUGAUUAGACCAGCAUUAAGACCUUUUUUUUUUUGGAACUUAAUAUUUAAAACUGCCGCUCGUUGUACAUUUUUUUUUUAUACAUAUUUUAUUGUUUUUUUUUUUUAUACAUAUAUACAUAUAUUUAUAUAUAUAUAUAUAUAUAUAUAUAUAUAUGUAUGUAUAUAUGUAUAUGUAUGUUUAUUUUUUAUUUUUAUUUUGUUUUAGCACUGGAAAGACCAUGCUAGCCAUAAACAAAGGCUUACAGAGGUCAGUAUAGUUUCUUUAAUCAACCUCCUAAAUCAUAAAAUAUAAAUUCAUUAUGAACAAAUUUUAAUUUAUUAUAAAAUAAUAACAAUAAGUAAUGUUAAAAACCCAUUGGCAAUAUUUAAUUAAAACAUUUAACACCUUUUUUUUUUAAUGGCUAAUUUUUUCAAAUAUUUAAUUAAUUUGUUUUUAUAAACUCUUAAACAUAAUUUAACAUUUUAAAGUAGUUGAUUUUUUGACUCAGUGUUUCCCAACCUUAUUUACUCUAAACUUCCGUUUUGAUUUUUAAAAAUCUCGCUGUUCCAUAAGUUUUUUUAAAAAAAAUACUGAUGAUUUUUGUUGGUUAUAUUGGGAAAUGGGCAAAUAUAGAUAAUAAUAUAAUGUGAAGUUAUAUUGUUAUAUUAUGUCCAAAUUUUAUACCUAUAUAAUAAUAUAUGUUGCAUUUAGUAGGAUUUAGUGGAUAUUUUUAUUGUACAGUUUAAAUGUAAUAAGUGAUCAAUCAAUUUAAGUGUUAUAAUAGCCCAAAAAAUUAAAAAUUCUUAAAAAGGGAUGGUAGUGUUCACGUUGGGAAUCACUGAUUUAACUAUAGGCUUAACAUUUGGAACUAUACUAUUGUUUUACAAAUAGUACUUUUAAUACUUAAUUCAUACAUAGUUAUAGUGAUAUGAAAUACUAAAAAUAAAAAUAUGUCUUAAAUAUUAUUAUUUUAAUAAAAACAAAAUAAUCACUAUUACUUUUUAAUUUAGCCUAGAGAAACCUUAUGCAAUAGCUUAAAUUUAUUGUAAUUAACAAAAUUGUAAAAAAGAAAAAAAACAUACAAUUGAAUAAUUUUAUUUCAUUUAUAAUGCUAACAAAAAUAAAUACUACUCCUUUUAAAGAGAUCUUAGUUUCCCAUCAAUUCCUUUUUUUUAUUUAUUUAUUUUUUUUUAAUGUUUUUACUUUUCUGUUUAAUAAUAUUUUACUUUGAAUUAAAAGAUUUUAAGUUUAUUUGUUUUUUUUUGUGUUAUUUUGAUAUGGCUGACACUUUACCAUGGGUGGAUUACUGUUUUAGGGGGGAAGUUGGGAAGGUAGGAUGCUUAGAGUAAUUUAGUUUAUAUGGGUAUGCAAUGAUAAAUCUUUCUUGAGGAUAAAUGAUAUUGAUUUGUUUAAACAUGUUUUUUGAAAUGCCAUAAUUUUUAGUAUAAUUAUGCAAUUUCUAAUUAUAAAAUAAAUAAAAAAUGUCUCUGAUUUAACAAAUCAUAAUUUGAUGUUUUUAUAAAGAGCUGAAUAUAUUUUUACAUAUUUAAACAUAUGUUUUAAAUGUGAAUUAUGAAAACUAACAAAAUUUGAACCUUAAACCCUUAUCAAAAAUAUCAUGACUACAUUUUCGGUAUUUUUAUAGUACCAUAAAAAAAAAAAUUGUGGUAAACCUUGUAUCAUAUUUUUGAGAAGCUAACAAAAUUUAAUUUCACCAUUAGACUAAUAUAAUCUAUAUAUAAUUAAAACCAUCAGAAUAUUAUGAAAAUAAUAGGUUCACAUUUAGAAAUGGCUAAUAUAAGUAUUAGGUAAAAUAAUCAGUUCUGAACAGAAGUUGUUAUUACAUAAAUAUUUUAUUUAUUCUUCUUAUUAUAUAAAGUGUAAACUAAAAGAAAAACCCAAUGCAUCAAUUACAGUACCUCAUUUAUAAUACUCACUGUGGGACCAGCACAAAGUGAGCCUUAUAACUGAAUUAAUCUUAAAAAGGAAGUAGGGAAAGGAUAGAAUGUAUUUGGUUUUAUCCAGACCAUUACAAGUAAUUUUGAGUCUUACAAGCAACUGAAUCUUAUGAGUAUUCAUUGUAUAUACUAUUUUCUAGGAGAAACCCUCCCUUAAGUUGAUGGUUGUUCAGAAUAAAAAAGAACUACUGUAAAAUUGGAUAAAAAGUAUUCUUUGCUAUGUUCAGUAUCUAAAAUAUAAUAUAAUAUAAACAUAUUAUUUACAGAUUAUAUUAAGAUUGUAUAAAGACAUCUAUUUAAGGUACACACUGUUGUAAUAAAUGGUACCUAUGGUGGUGGUGCUGAUAAAAUUUGCUGUUUAUUUUAUAAUAUUGCUUUACAAUGUUAUCAUUAUCAUCACUGUAUUGUUUUACCAUACUCCUCAGAGUAAUAACUGUUUUUUUGUUUUAUCUAUAUUAAUCAGGUAACUUAUAAAUCAACAAAAAUAAUUCAAUUUUCGUUUUAAAAAUUUGAAAGACAUUGUGUAGAAGUUAAAUUUCGGAAAUCUGAUUUAGAGGUGUACAGGUUUUGAUAGUCACAGAAAAACAACACUUCCUUUUUUGUUGAUGUAGAUUAAACAGUAUUUCAUACUAAUUAAUAAUUUACAAUAAAAUAUGUUAAAUUAUAAAAUUAUAACCCUUGUAAUUUCAUCCAUUGUAAAAAAAAAAUAUUUUAACUUUAUUAAACAUAAAUAAAUUUGGUUUUUCUUUUUAGAUAUUCUCCAUUAGCCGGUGAUUUAUUAGCCAAUUCCAUGUUACCUGGAAACUCAAUGAAUGGAUCUGGUUGGUGCAUAUUUGUGUAUAACCUGGCACCAGAAACAGAGGAAAAUGUUUUGUGGCAACUUUUCGGUCCAUUUGGUGCUGUACAGAGUGUGAAAGUAAUCAGGGAUUUGCAAACAAACAAAUGCAAAGGAUUCGGGUUUGUUACAAUGACUAAUUAUGAUGAAGCUGUGGUCGCCAUUCAAUCUCUUAAUGGUUAUACGUUAGGCAACCGUGUACUUCAAGUAUCAUUCAAAACCAAUAAAGGUAAAAAUGACAUUAGUGAUUUAGAAUUUUUAUUACAAAAUAAAAUUUAGUAAAAAUUAAUAACAAACAAAUGCUAUCCUGAUGAUUGAUAGUUCAGUGUUGAAAAAAAAGUUAUGUGCAAAUAAAUUAAUACGCGAGACCAUUGUAAUAAUUUAAAUGUUAUAAUUUUUAGGCAAAGGAGAUGCAUCCAGUUUGUUAAUGUCUCUUGCUGAUUCAUUAACUGACUGUUAA
This is a messenger RNA of Cinara cedri, 36971 nucleotides long. The record is from the annotation of a GenBank genome assembly. Lineage: Eukaryota; Metazoa; Arthropoda; Insecta; Hemiptera; Aphididae.